Gopherus evgoodei (Goodes thornscrub tortoise) is the source of this 6070-nucleotide messenger RNA. RefSeq names its product tripartite motif containing 44 (gene TRIM44). Gene Ontology annotation, molecular function: zinc ion binding. The record is from RefSeq and is a predicted model, not a curated record. The coding region runs from base 102 to 923 and encodes 273 amino acids. The transcript is spliced from 7 exons. NCBI's taxonomy places the organism in Eukaryota, Metazoa, Chordata, Testudines, Testudinidae.
UUCCCUUCCCCCGCCCCCCAGCUGAGAGCUGCGGCAGGGAAGCGACCGGGAGGGGCAGGGGGCUGCAGCACCAGCCAGGCUGCCCCUGGGAGAGGCUCGCCAUGGCCUCUGCGAAGGGGGAGCGCGCCGAGGAGCUUCCCCCCGACGGCACGUGCGAUGUCUGCGAGCCCGAUGAAGCCCAGAGCGCGGUGGGGGUGUGCGAGGAGUGCGGCUUCUCCUUCUGCCAGCCCCACGCCGAGGAGCACGGCCAGAAGUACGCGGCCCACCGCCUGCGGGGCCCUGCCUCGGGCCGCGAGGAGGCGGGGGAAGAGGCGCCCAAGCUGGAGCGGAAGAAGUGCGAGGAGCACGGGCAGGAGCUGAACCUGUACUGCAAGGAGCAUGAGAAGAUCAUCUGCGUGCUGUGCGCCGUCACCGGCACCCACCGGCAGCACCAGCUCAUCACCCUGGAUGAAGCCUACCAGGCCAUGAGGAAUAGAGAACCUGUUGACCUGAAGGUGGCCAUGCUGGAGAUGGUGGAAAGGUUAAAGUUCAAGUGUGCAGACCCUAAAGUGACUCGGAGUGAGAUGAAACUGUGUGUUCAGCAGGAGUUUGACACUGUACGGCAGCUGGUCUGUGAGGAGGAACGGAAAGCUCUACACCUAGUGGACCUCCAGGAAGCGGUGGCCACUGCUCAUGUGACAGAGGUGCUGGCAGAAAUCAACAUCCACAUGGCAAAGCUGAUGACUGAGAUGGCAGAGAUCAGAAGGCAGCUGAACACCUUCAAUGAGUUAGCCCUGCUCAAGCCUGAGAGCAACGAUGAGGAACCCAGUGAUGUUACUCCUGAUUUGACACUGGGAGCUAAUCCUUUCCCUCCUGCCUCUCCUUCCCGAGGGAACAGACGAUAUGAUGACAAGGACCCAUCGUCGGCUAACGGGCCCUGCUGAGACAAGACGGGUUUAGCUGCGGUGGAGACGUUACAGAAGGAUCCUCUCCACACAGACUCCAUGUGAUGAAGAGAAUGCAGGAAGAGGGUCUUAAGUCACGCAACUGCAGCACAAGCAGCAGCAACUGUUUCCUCCCUUUACUUUGCUGUAUCUUUGGAUCUCCUAGAUAAAAAUGUGAUCCUUCCCCACACCUAUCCUUUGGGAACACACUUACUGUCACGCCUAGUGACAUAUGUGCUGAUCCGCCUUUUCUUAAGAGGACAAAUGUCCUGCAAAGAUAUGACACUGGGCUUUGAAAAUGUGGAGCCAGUAAUUAAAAUGAAGAAUGCAGUACAGUAGAAAGUAGAAAUGAGCAUCUAAAAGCCACAGUGGUGUUUUUACUGAUGGGGGUUAUUGAGGACUUCAGUUUAAUAAUUCAGUGCAGCUAAGAUUAAUAAAUGAUAGGAGGUGGAAAUGGUCUUUCAGGAAGAAGGAUUGGAGUGGCAUGUUAACUGUUUAAUUCAGUGUGUUAUGAAAAAUGGUGCAUGAAACACUGUAUAAUGACUGGGCACGGUCCUAAGGUUUCUGAGCCUUGUAGGGGGGAGAAUGUGUAUCAUGAAUGACGUUUAUGCCUCAUGAGAGAGGCUGUCUGAGUACAAGCUAGAGAGUCAUGGAUGCCAGCUCUGACACUGCCUUCCCACAGGGCUUCCUGCAAGUCUCUUCAUCUCUCUAUCUCGGUCUCUUCACCUGUAGCAUGGCAUUGGCUCUCAUUUUCCAGGACAGAGGGCUGCCACAGGGAACUCCCAUAAAGUGCUCAUCUUCAGGUUUCCCACUUGUAGCAAAUCACAGCCCCUGAGCACUUGAUACAUUGCCAUUCCCUGCCACCCCUACUACCCUCUUUGCUCCACCUGUCUGUAAUGCCAGUGAAUUCCAGCCCUGCUUAAUGAAAUGGCUUCAGGAGAUGUAGGGUAAGAAGUUAGAUAGGGGUCUGUGCAGCUCAGAGACCCAUUCUGCCACCAUGUACUACAGGUCAUUGGCCCAGAUCUACAAAGAGGCCUAGGUGCCUAAAUACUUAAUCAUUAGGCCAGAGAGAGAAAAAUGACAGUCAUCUGGUGGAUACGGUAUCCAACAGGGAGAUGGGAGACCCAGAGUCCAGUCCCCUGCUCCAGUGAACUUUUAACUUAUCCAACGUGGAACAGCUUCAACAGAAGAGAUAACAGGUGCCUCUGCCCUCCCCAUUAGAAUAUCCCAUAGCUCAGUAGUUAGAGCACUCUCCCGAGAAGUGGUUGUCCCUGUUCAAAUCUUUUCUACCCCUCAGGCCAAGAUGGAAAUUGAACCUGGCUCUCCCACAUCCCAUCUAACCAUUGAAUUUACUGUCAGGGAUGUGGGAUGUCAUAAUAUGCAUGCACAUGUUACCUUGGCCUUCUCAAACAUGUGCCCAUAUAUUCUCCAGGUACCUCUUGCACUAUCAUACAUUUAGUUUAUGCCACUCAGUUUGUUUAGUUUUGACUUAAAUACAAACAAACCAAUAAAACUUCUGCUUUCUUUUUCCCAUUUGAUCAUUAAUUAGUAUUGAAGAACUGGGCCAAAUUCACUACUGAUGUAAACGAAUCCAAUUCCAUUGAAGCCAGUGGCGUAAUCCUGCUUACAGUAGUUGCGAAUUGGGCUCUGUGAGUUCAAUGGUAUAGAUGGAAUUAAUGACUUCCUAAGGUGCAGUAUAAGGUGUCAGUUUCUAGACUAGCUUGAAAUUGAAUAUCAAGCUUUGGGAAACAGAUGGGUUACUCAUAGGUAUACAAAUAGCAACAUCAAUGGAAACAGGCGUGUGCAUAAGGGAAGCAACUGUGGCCCUGAAUCUCUAAACAACAGAAUCCAUCCAGUAAACAGGAUUGUCACAAAUCUCAGAAAUUCACAGGAUUUUUGUUUUUAAACAGCUCCCAUAGGGAGGUUUUUUUUUCCUCCUCAGCAGCACAGGGUUUUGCAGGCUACACCAUUUAGAUAGAAUUCAAGGGGAAAAGAUAUUUUAAUCACUGAGUGAAACAAAUUUUUACUUCCUAAAAUUAAAAAAAAAUCACAAUUUGCAUAAAAAUGAAGACUAUCAUCCAGAAACCUGUUAUACAAAACUCAAUAAUCCAGACAGAAAGAGGCACUGCAAUAUAUUUUGGAAAGGUUUCUGAUCUCUUUUGCAGUCUCAUGGGUCUAGGACACCUGGUAAAAACUUGAAGCAGAGAGAGCAUUAAAUACAGAGCAAUGGCUUGUACAGAAUGGCCCACAAUUUCUGUUUUAUGCAUCUGAUCAAUUUAAAUCCUGUGAUAUUUCCCAUGAUUGCUCCAGCAGCUUUCCAUAAGCUACACAGUGCCAUGUUAGUCCUUCAGCAUAAGAAUUACAUUGUUUCCAUUUUGUUCUUAAGCCAUACUGUGGAAGUGCAGAUGUAUUAUUCAGAUUGGAUUGAAUUGUAUUUUGAUUUGACAUGUGCUGCAGUGCUCGCAGAAAUACCAAGUAAGCCUUUAUCAGGGGAGCAGGUAACAGCUUCUGUCAUGAAUCAGGAGCUGAAUAAGAAUGACUGGUUGCUAUCCAAACAAAAUAAAAAGUUCGUUUUUAGCAUGGCUCAUUAAAAUGAUGGUGCACCCAACUGGGUAAUACCUACAGGAUUUCUCUUCUGUUGCUAUCAGGGCAUUGAUACAGCUACAUUGAGAGGAAAUAGAUGAAAUAACAUUUAAUUCCCACUGCUUUGCUCCCCAAACUCCCUGUGUUGUAAACAAAUGCCUCUGCCACUGGGUUGCAAAGAUGGACAAAGCAAAGUACUUUAUGGACAUGAAUUAAUCUCACAGCCUCCCUGUGAGAUAAAUGAUUGUUAUCCUAAUUUGACAGGCAGGAAACUGAAGCAUUUAAACAGCUAAGUGACUUGGCCAAGGUCCCUCAGUGACAGAGCGGGGAAUAAAACCCAAAGCCCUUGACUCCAUCGAGUUUUCUAACCACUACCCAACAAGAUCCAUCUUGUUUGAUUCUCUUCCCUGCUGUUUACAUUAAUAGGAACCUUGCUGUAUCCUGCCCUGAAUGUGUAGUAGUUAAUGUCUGAUGCAGUGUUAGAAAAAAAACACAGUAUCUAGACCAAAGGAUUAAAAAUAUUAAACUCAUGGACAUACUGGAAACUCAGCUGAUGUUAGCAUGAAGCACUCUUGGCUGUCCAGACAUUAGGCUUGUAUCAUUGCAGCCUUAAAUAUAUUUUUCUCCAACCAAGGAAAACUUGGCUCCUACUUUUGCCAUUUAUGCUAAAAUGCAUAAAGCUAAAAGACACUCCUGUCAAUAAGGCUGCUUAUGUAAAAUUCCCUUUGCUGCAGUUCCAGGGACAGAACCAUUGCAUUAUAAUGGAGGUUUCAACUCCCAUGCUGCAAAUACUGCACAGCUUUUGGAUAAAUCUGUCUUCCUCAUUUAGCUUUGGCUCCCAUGAAGGAGGAUGAUUGGAAUGCCAAUUAAUCUCCAUAAAAGCCACAAAUCAAGCUCCAUCAUAACUAAAGAGUGCUCAAUGUGGUGUCAUCAUUACUUACCUCUGGGUGAACAUGAGAACCGGGGCACUCAAUCUGGGCCUAACUGCAAGUGUCACAAAUUACUUGUAGUUGAGAGAUUAGCUCAUUAGUUGAGGGCCUUUUGCACUGGGAGCCCCAGGAAUUCUGAUGCAAUGUGACACUGCAGGAAUGGAGUGAGAAGAAAACAUGCUUCUGAACCAGCCAAAAUCACAAACAGUAGGAUCUCUCUUUGGGUCUUGCUGUGCCACUCUGAUGAUUAGCUAAAAGAGGAGAGGAUUCCCUGGGUAGAGCCUUCUCUGCUAUAAUCCAUAUCCCACAAUCUAUCUUUAUUUAGGCCCUGAUUCUGCAAAGCUCUUAAGCCUAUGCUUAACUUCAAGUACAUGCUUAAGUCCCAUUGAAGCUAAUCAUGUGUUUAAGUUCUUUAAGUGGAAACCACCACUGAUUAAUAACUACUCUUGUUCAGUUGCCAAAUGUUCAUCACAAGCCACAGGGGAAAUCUAUUACAUAUGACUGCCUCGGAGCUUAUUGAAAAUUAAUACAAUUUGCAGUUUCUCAAUGAAAAAUGGCAUGGUUAUUUUGUUUCUCUUUCCAGAUCUUUGAUCAGACAAAUCAGUUUCCACUCAUUUACUUUUGAGGAGGAGGUAUGCUUUGAUUAUGCACCUGGAAGUCAGGAAUUUGAGUUCUAAUUCCAACUCUGGCCUUAGGCAUGGCAUGGCAUGUAACCAGUCAGAGCCUCAGUUUCCCCAUCUGUAAAAUGGGGUUACUGAUACAAGGGUGUGGUGAGAAUUAACUAAGUUCUGUUCAAGUGCUUUCCAGAUGGAUAACUAUGUAAAUGUUUGGUUUGAUUUUUGCUAUCUAAGUCUUUUCCUUUCUUCCAACUCUUUAGACAAAAAAUCAUACAUGCCUCAGGCUCCACAGAGUGAAGCUAAUUUUUUCAUAACAUGAUUGUUUUAAAAUCCUAAACUAUAUCCAAUGACUCUUAUUUUAAUACAGUCCCAGGUUAAUUGGACUGGAACAUAUGUAUAUUUGACAACAAAGUAUAAUUAAAAUGUUCUUUCUUUAGUUAUUGAGAAAAUAAUCUGCAAACAGUCAUAACUAUGGUCCUUGUCCUACAGUCAGUUCUGUACAGGUGGACCUUGGUUCCCAUGCUGACCCCUGUUGAUGCCAGUUGAUUUACACCCACAAGCAGGGAUUUACACUAUUUGAUCCAUUUGCAGGACUGGGCCCAAAUUGUGAAGUCCUUCCUUGCUUUUCUGAGUCCUUUCAGGCAAACGUUAUCAAAGGGAAUUUGCCUGAAGCAAGACUAAAUGUGUGGGUGAUGACUUCAGGACUUUGACCCUUGGUGAGGGCAGAUAGGUGCCUCAAUAGGAGUUAAGCACCUAGGUGCUUUUGAAAUUCCCACUAGGCACCUAAGUGCACCUUUAUAUACCUAAAUGCCUUUAAAAAUCUGGCCCCUAUGCAACUCACAUAUACAGUGCUCACUGGGGGAAAAAAGAGAAUUACAUCCAUACAGAGGGUCAAAAGGCACCUCUCUGCAUUUUUAGGCACUUAGAAUAAUAAAUAGGAUAUCAGAGUUAGAAGGGACCUCAGGAGGUCAUUUAGUCCAACACGCUGCUCAAAGCGGGACCAAUCCCCAGACAGAUU